AUGAACCGCUUCACCAACUCGGCUACCACUUCUGCUACGCUUCCCAUUGGUGCGUACGACAUGGCCUCGCAGCUAGAGUACGCCCAGGCGCUGGAGCACCACGGCGGGGUCGGGGACGCCGAGGCGGCGGACGACGCGGUCGACCAUGUGGCGCUUAUCAAGGAGCGCGUGGCAGCCGGCGACGUAGCGGGUGCCGAGGACAUGGUUGGGCGGCUCUUGCCGGCCAUGGGCAUCACGCCCCACGUCGUCGCCUUCAACAUCGUCAUGGACGGCUACGCCCAGGCCGGACGGGCCGAAGACGCGCUGGGCGUUCUGGAGCUGAUGGAGACGGCAGGCGUUGCGCCGACCGUGGUGAGCCUCACCACGCUCGCCGCGGCAUACAUCGCCGCCGGCGAGCCCCAGUGCGCAGCUGACGUCGUCAACAUCACCAUGCCCUCGCUCGGCAUCGCGCCCAACACCGCGACGUACGGGCUGAUGAUCAAGGCGGCCAUGGCCGAGCGCAAGGUCGACGUCGCCCUCAGCUGGCUCGAUGCCAUGGAGGCAAGCGGGGUGCCCGGCGAUGCGACAGCAUACGGCACCGCCAUCAACGCCAGCGCCAACGCCAGUGACGCCCAUACGGCAGAAGCCAUCCUUGCCCGCAUGCUCGCUUCCGGUCUUGUCCCGGACGUCAUCGCCUGGUCGGCGCUGGCCAAGGCUCACGUCCGGGCCCGAUCGCCGGCUGCUGCCUCCCAGGUGCUUGACCGGAUGCUUGCCGCGGGCGUCGCGCCCAACGCAAAGACUUACGGCACCAUCAUAGCCGGCUACGCCGCAGCGCGGCAGCCCGAGCGUGCCGAGGCGCUGAUGGACGAGCUCCUCGCCGCAGGUCUCACGCCCGACGUCGUCACCUUUACCUCGCUGAUGGAGGCCCACGCCCGAGUUGGCGAUGUCUCUGCCGCCGAGCAUACCCUGGCACGCAUAACCGCCGCCGGCCUCACGCCCAACAUCUACGCCUUUGUCACCCUCAUCAAGGCCCAUCGCAACAACCACGCCAGCUCGCCCGCUGCGCGUGCCGAGGGUGCCGAGGCCGUCUGGGCCGCCAUGGCUGCAGCCAAGCUGAAACCGAGCCCGCAGGCAUACUGCGUCAUGCUGCGCACGUUUGCCAACGCCAAGCCUGUGCGCGUCGCCCGCAUCACCCGCUACGUAGACGCUGCCAUCACAGACGGCUGUCUCAACCAUCACGUCGCCUCGGCCGCCUUGUGGGCGAGCUACCACGCCCGCGACAUCGCCCUGGGCACGCGCGUCCACAACGCGCUGCUGGAUGUCUGCGGCGACGACGACGAGAAGACCGCCCAUGUCUGGCGCCUCAUCCAGGACCCAAUCCGCCGCCGCUGUCGCUACGGCAGCCGCUGCGGCCGCUUCGACUGCGCGUUUGAUCACACCGCGUCGUCGUCGUCGUCGUCGUCGUCGUCAGCUCCGCGCAGCGAUGGUGUGGUGGCGCUGAUGCAGCUGCCGCCGUCGCUAUUCGGCGAUCGGACCAAUGCCGCCGGCCGCUGA
This is a messenger RNA of Thecamonas trahens ATCC 50062, 1533 nucleotides long. RefSeq lists its product as uncharacterized. The coding region runs from base 1 to 1533 and encodes 510 amino acids. The record is from RefSeq and is a predicted model, not a curated record. Gene Ontology annotation, molecular function: protein binding. The transcript has 2 exons. NCBI's taxonomy places the organism in Eukaryota, Apusomonadida, Apusomonadidae.